This is a messenger RNA of Erythranthe guttata (spotted monkey flower), 1068 nucleotides long. Its product is annotated as Calcineurin-like metallo-phosphoesterase superfamily protein. Lineage: Eukaryota; Viridiplantae; Streptophyta; Magnoliopsida; Lamiales; Phrymaceae. The record is from RefSeq and is a predicted model, not a curated record.
UUUAUCAAAUGCUGAUGGGUCAUGAAAAAUCGGAUCUACAGUUGGUUAGAAGAAAAAAAUGAAGGAAAAAUCAUGGCGUUGCACUCUUAUCGCGCAGCUCUCCCUCUGCGCCGCUGCUUACAUAGCUCUGAAUAUAGGGCAGCCCCAAAACCAGAACCAGAAGCUCACCCAUGGCAGAAGAAGCUCUUCUCAUAUCUACUUCAUAACUGUUAAUGGCGGCUCUACUUCACUUCAACAACAAACCCUUUUGCUCCAACAGAUGGUGAAGGUGAAGAGGAUCUGCGAUAUUCGAUUCGUAAUCGACAUUAGUGAACUAGGCGAAUCGGAGCCACUUCUGCAGAAUGCGACAAUGUUUCCUGAGUUGCUAAACAUGCCCUGGUACACUUGUGGGAAUUUAAGACGACAAGGCGAAACAUAUUCCGUAACGAAAAUAGAAAUUCCACACGGACGAACUCUUGAUAUUAUUGCAUUGGACACUGUCUUAUUCCAGGAUCCAUCAAGUGCACGUGGAAACGAUCAGAUUCUGUGGUUGAGGAAAACCCUAAACGAAAGCGAUAGUGACUGGAAAAUUGUUGUUGGAUUCGACCCGUUGAUCUCUUUCGAGUCUUUACACAGCACAUUACUGCAUUAUGGAGCGGAUGCAUAUAUGAGCACAAAAACUUGUGAUGCCGAAGCUCAAGGUCUAUAUAUUACUGCCUUUAAUCACAAUUCAAUUUCUAAAGUAGAAACGGUUAAUGGGUUUCUUCUCCAUCGAGUCAGCUCACUGGAAAUGGUCACAUUUGCUGUCAAGUUGACGGGAGAAGUUGAACGCAAGUUAUCGUUUCGGCAAAGGGGUAGGUCGUCGAUUUAGUCUUCAAAGGGGCCUAAUUUUUCAUCAAUUUUGCUUUUUUAUUUUUUUGUAGUUAAGAGGUGAUUUUGAUUUGGACAGGCAAAUUAUUAUCAUUCAGCUCAAUUUUGUCAUUUAACUUGUUGAGAAUUUUCUUAGCUGAUUUUCAACUGUGAAUAAUUGACUCAUCUUCCACUAUAAUUGUUUCGAUUUGUACGCAAUUUUUGUUCAUACUUCAUUCA